ACUAUAAAAAAAAGAAUUAAAUCUAUCUACUACGUGUUGUCAAACAACAAACAAAAUAAAACGGCAUUUCUCGAUUUUCAUUUCCAUAACCCCCGACAAAAAAAAUGUUGAAUUUAGAUCCGAUUCAUCAGCUUCGUUGAUAAUUUCUUCUACAAGCAAUUCGGCCUUACCCCUCGAAAGUGGUGGAUCAUUAACAGAAACCAAAAAAAAAUAGAGGAAGAAACAUCAGCUGUGAAAGAAGAUAAUAGAGUGUUGGCAAUUUGUUGGAUCAGCUGCUGCAUCAAAAAAUAUUCAAAUACAUCCAAUGUGCAUCAACAGUGGAGAUCAACAAUAGACGCAGCAGCUAUCUCCGAUUCUUUUCCAACCCUAAUCCGUCUCUUCAACCAACCAAACAAACAUACGACAAUUUCAUAGAGUUUUCCCCCUUUUUUUUUAUUGAUUGUUUAAUUUUGGAGGGAAAAUUAUAGUUAAUUGCAGUUUGUAUCAAGGAAGGAGAUGAACAGUAAAGAACCGGCCGUGAAAUUGGAUGACGAGCAGUUGACGGAGCUGCGGGAGAUAUUCCGGUCGUUCGACCGGAACAACGACGGCAGCCUGACGGAGCUGGAGCUCGGCUCGCUGCUUCGGUCGCUCGGGUUGAAGCCGAGCCCCGACCAGAUCGACGCGCUCAUCCAGAAGGCCGACACCAACAGCAAUGGCUUGGUGGAGUUCUCGGAGUUCGUGGCGCUGGUGGCGCCGGAGCUCCUACCGGCGAAGUCGCCCUACACGGAGGAGCAGCUCAGGCACCUCUUCAAGAUGUUUGAUCGGGACGGCAACGGCUACAUCACGGCAGCCGAGCUGGCGCACUCCAUGGCCAAGCUCGGCCACGCCCUCACGGCCGAGGAGCUCACCGGGAUGAUCAGGGAGGCCGACACCGACGGCGACGGCAGGAUCAGUUUUCAGGAGUUCUCGCAGGCGAUCACCUCAGCCGCCUUUGAUAAUUCUUGGGCUUAAUUCCAUUUUUCUCUUGUUCAGGAAUUCUAACUGGAGAACCCUUGGUAGAUUCUUGUUGGUGUUCGUCGUUUUAUUUCAUUUUGGGUGGCGAGAUGGGGAAAGGGGCAACAGAUUGCAGACAGUAAUAGUGAGUAGAAUUGGUUUCCUAUAAAAUUUUGUAGCAAGUAUAUAAGUAUCUGCAGCCCUUGCACAACAAUGGACAAAGGUAGCCUUGUCUCAUUCUUUUAUGCAUGUGCUAAUAAUUAUUUGUAUGAUUAGUAUGUCGUAGAGGAAAGUGGUAAAAUCACUGUUAUUGCUUCCAUUAUAUUAUGAAAGAGUUGAAUGUGGUUAUAUAAUUGCUGAUGAAUUAAGCCAAAAUAAGAAAAGAAAAUGAAUAGCCUGGUUUCUGGACUGUACAGGACAUAAUGAAGGUCAACCAAUUCUAGUAUAGUCCUUUGAGUUCAUGUAUAGCUGAAUCUAGCAUUAGCUUUGCUAAAACUGAUAUGUUCGUGCAUUCUAGAAUCAAUAGAAUAUAAUCAUAUAAAUCUUACACUUCACUCUCAUAAGAUUGUUUGGCUUUAGAAUAUGAUAUAUUUUACCACUGAAUGUCUAAAAAAUCUGUAGGUCUGAUCUAUGUCAGUGGAAAUACUAUGAUUCUGUGGAAAGAUGUCAAAAUAUUUCUAUACAAAGGAUGCUGAGAGUACAUGAUAGCACAGUUGUGACAUGUAAAACAUUUCUAUCCAAAGGCAUCUGCUGAGAGAGUACCUUAGUUUUGCUGUGGAGGACUUCUUACCAUAGUUCCUGUCUGAGAUUCUUGUUAGUGUCUGUGUAAGGGGAUGGGGACGGGGGCAAUGUUUCAGAUGGUAACCCUAAGUAUGAAUACUACACCCAAGCUCAGAAUAUUGGAAAAAGAUAGUUCGUCUGCAUCUGAUCUCGCCUAUGCUUGUAAUAACCUUGUGCAACUGAUAUAGAGUAAGAGAAGCUGGUAAACAGAUUCAUGCAGUUGAACUGCGACUACAUAAAAGCUAACUAGUAAAGCCAUAAGCUAUGGAUUAGUGCUAGUUUUGUAGUAACUAAGGAAAUUAUGGUUUCGUGUUUGGUGUUAAUCUGUUAAGCUUUGAGCAAUGCUGCAGUAAAUUUGAUUUUGGUUAUGUUGAAUUUGGGGUGAUUUUUGUUGUGCAACAGGUUUGGAGGAAUUUGUGGUAGAAGAGUAGGUAGCCCGCGUAAUUUAUCCUGAAUGUGUGUUGGAUAUGUGAUUAGGUAGAUGAGCCAAUGGUAUCGCGUCGGCAAACUACAACGUGCGGGCAGCUCUCAUCGUUGGUCUCAUGUAUUGUGCUGCACUAAUAUGUGGUGUUUUUAGCUCAAACCAGGACACGGGACCCACCCCCACCAUUACUCGUCUUUCCAUACUUUGAUUUUCCUUUACUAGAAAUGACAAAUGUGAUUGCUUGCUACACCUUCCUUAUAUACAAUUAUCAAUAAUUUUUUGCGACA
Salvia miltiorrhiza (redroot sage) is the source of this 2463-nucleotide messenger RNA. Its product is annotated as probable calcium-binding protein CML18. Gene Ontology annotation, molecular function: calcium ion binding; enzyme regulator activity. NCBI's taxonomy places the organism in Eukaryota, Viridiplantae, Streptophyta, Magnoliopsida, Lamiales, Lamiaceae. The record is from RefSeq and is a predicted model, not a curated record. Bases 496 to 990 code for a protein of 164 amino acids. The transcript is spliced from 2 exons.